CGGGACCCCCCUACGACUAAACAGGGCGGGGGUUACUUCCACGUUCCCGCAUCACGAUCACCAUGUCUCGUCGCGGUGUUGGCCUGGGCGCUUUUGCCAACCGUACUCAAGCAACACAGUCUUUCGCCACUCAUGGCGCCAACCUACGGUCCACGCAUACGGCGUCUCUCCAGACACAGCUUUCCGUGUUCCAGUCCUUACUCCAUACCUUCGCCCUAGAGCAUAGCUCCACCAUCAAGUCCAAUCCUACCUUCCGAGCCGAGUUCGCGCGCAUGUGCAAUACGAUCGGAGUCGAUCCUCUUGCUGCGAGUAACGUCAAAGGCAAGAAUGGCCGUCGCGGUCUUGGCGAGGGAGGGAGUUUCUGGACACAGAUCAUGGGCGGUGAUAUGAACGACUUCUACUUUGAGGUUGCUGUCCGCGUCGUGGAGCUAUGCCGAGACACUAGGGACGAGAAUGGCGGAUUGAUCGGAGUAGAAGAAUGCCGAAAGCGGGUGCGCAAAGGGAAGGCAAUUGGAAGUGGACUGGAGGUUUCUGAAGAUGAUAUCCUCCGCGCCGUUCGGUCUCUAGAGCCUCUCGGCUCCGGCUUUUCUAUCGUCCACGUUGGCUCAAAGCAAUAUAUCCGGUCGAUUCCAAAGGAGCUGAACACCGAUCAGGCGACCGUACUGGAAGUCAUUCAAAUGCUUGGAUUUGUGAGCUUAUCAAUGCUACAGCUUAAUCUCAACUGGGAGAAAGCCCGGGCGCAGACUGUCAUCGAUGACCUCCUGGCCGAUGGCCUUGUUUGGCUGGAUGCUCAGGGCCCGGAGAAGGAGUAUUGGUCACCUCAAAACCUGCUAGAUGAUAGUGGAUGAAAGCAAUCACCCAUGCGCCUCGGUUGUCGAGGUACGAAAUACUUACUAAACGAUGGUCCUUCGAGAGAUCACAACACGCCGACAAGGAUGCCCAAAGUGGACCGCCCUUCCCAACCGCGAGAUCAAACGCGUCGGGCCUUUUGCUCUUCAGCGUACCUCGGGGAAACGGCGUCGCGGAUAACAUGAUCUCAAAUCUGCGGAAAUUGCAACUGAAUUAGCUUCGCCGUAUGCCCAACCGGGUGCCUGAUAAACUCGUGAUCCUUGAAUCUGGAAAGCCCAGCACGCCAAGGAGAACAGUUGCUGAUUCCCAGGAACUGAGAUUGCGAUGAGUCCAGGUUCCGGCUCCAACUUCUCGUUAGAUAAUUUCUAGAGAUCUUUUAGAUCAUAUCUAUAUAUAUAUAUAUAUAUAUACCAAAUUACCCAGAGAAGUUGAGAAAUUAAG
Penicillium brasilianum is the source of this 1290-nucleotide messenger RNA. The record is from the annotation of a GenBank genome assembly. NCBI's taxonomy places the organism in Eukaryota, Fungi, Ascomycota, Eurotiomycetes, Eurotiales, Aspergillaceae.